UAGCGAUGUGUUGAAAACAUCGAUAACAUCGAUGUGAGCAUCGAUUCCACAUCUAAAAUUUCGCCCAACGCAUUGGAUUCUGAGCGGUUUCUUGAGGAUUUCUAAGAAUACGACCAUGGCGGACGACACCAACGAGGACAGCUGGCUGUAUGGCACCUCGAACCCGGACUCGACGACCGGCGAGCUGGGCAACGGCGGGGACUCGCUGACGGCGGAGCACGAGGCUGCGGCAGAGGCUCAGGCCUUGGCCGCAGUGGUUGCCGGCGAAAAGCCGGGCUCCUCGUCCGGGGCCGAUCCCGCCGGGGACUCGCCUUGCUAUCCCAAGGAGGAGGUGCCCGAGUACUCGGAGUUCGACGACCCGGCGCAGGAAAUGGAGGAGGACGAAGAGGCCCUGCCGGACACCACGGACAGCAGGAGUAGGAGAGAGCGCGACAGGGACAGGGAUCGGGACCGUGGCCGGUUUGCGGACCGGGCCGACACCCAUUCCUCUCCGGAUCCGGAGGACGACGAGAUGGUCGAUGCUCCCAGCUCCAGGAGGGAGCGGAACGGCUCAGGGUCCGAAGAGGACGACGACGACGACUCGGACGACGACAUCAACGUGGUCAUCGGAGACAUUAAGCAAGCCCCCAGCUACAACAUCAAGCAGCGACCUAAUCUGUUGGCCGGCGGCACUGGAGCCGCCGGAGACAAGGCCAAGCCGACGGGCCAGGCGGGCAAGUUCAGCAUCGAGGACUUCGAGGGCGCCGGCACCAUAAACGGUGUGGCCGUGCACGAGUUCAGCAUCGACUCGCUGGAGGAGAAGCCGUGGCGCAAGCCGGGAGCGGACAUCACGGACUACUUCAACUACGGCUUCAACGAGGAGACGUGGCGGGCGUACUGCGAGCGGCAGAAACGCUUCCGGGUGGCGGAGAGCGGCGUGGGACUGGCCAGUCUUACGCAGAACGUGAGCCAGAACACGCCCAUUGGAAUCCUCACGGACGGCGGAUUGGGCAUGGGUCCUCCCGGAAUGCACGGCAUUCAGUCCAUGGUGGGAAUGGGCGGGGAGGGUGGCAUGCAGAUGCCGCCGCCGGGCAUGCCGCCACCCAUGAUGCAACACCAGUCGCGAUCAGGAAUGGGGCUGAUGCAACGCCCCCCCAGGCCCAUCUCGACCACGGGCGGCGACAGGGGCGGCGAUCGGGAGAGAGGCGUCAAGGAGAACGCCAUUCAGGUGAUGACCGCCGAGUGCCGGGAGUAUUCGCGUGGUGGCCUGGGACCCAUGGCGCCAAACUUCCCGCUGCCCGGAGCCUCUGAAGAACCCUUCUUCCACGAGCCGGAGCCCUUCGACUACGGCUACGAACCCACCCAGGAGUCGCAGUGGGGCAGCGAUAAUGCCGGCUGGGUGCCCAGCGGGAUCAAGGAGCUGACUCCGGGCCACGCCCAUAUGCAGCAGCCGCCGCCUGGGAUGCCGCCUCCCGGCAUGAGCGUACCACCGCCACAGAUGGGCGGCCCGCCACCCAACUUACGCGGCAUGAUGCCGCCCAACAUGCGCAUGCCACCAAAUAUGAAUAUGGGACCGCCGCCAGGCAUGAUGAUGGGAGGCAACGGACCGCCACAGAUGCGAAUGGGCAUGGCACCGCCACAGAGGAUGGCCAUGGGCGAGCGUGGCGGCUACGAGGAUGAUCGUGAGCGCAGAAGGCGAGAGAAGGACAAGUUGUUAAAGAAAGAUCAGCUGCGAAAGGACUUCCUGGACAUGCUGCGGGAGCGCCACGAGAUUGAAAGGCAUACCAGGUGGUAUGACAUCAAGAAGAAGUUCGAGGCGGAUCCAAGGUACCGUGCGCUGGACUCGUCCUAUCGCGAGGAGUACUUCGAAGACUACCUGCACCUGCUGAAAGAGGAGAAGCGCAAGGAACGCGACUUAAAGGAACGCGAGCGACAUCGCGACAAGGAGCGAUCUCGGGAUAAGGACAAGGAUAAGGAGAAAGACAAAGAGAAGGAUAAGGAUAAGGAGAAAGAAAAAGAUAAGGAAAAGGAUAAAGACAAAGACAAGGAAAAGGAAAAGGACAAAGACAAGGAGAAAGACAAAGACAAAGAGAGCUCACGUCGAGAACGCUCCAGAUCCCGCGAAAAGUCCAGCCGUCGCAAGUCCAAGUCCCGCGAGAAAGAUCGAAGCGAGCGAAGCAGCAAGAGCAGCAGCACCGCACCUUCCUCCAGCCGCAGCGAGAAGAAGAAAUCACAUCGCAAGGAUAAAGAGGAAGAGGAAUAGCAUUUGUUAAGGUACUAUAUGGAAGACGAUUGUGAAGCAACUCCCUGAGCUGCCCACCAUACAAAUUAAAAACAAAACAAUCCAAAAUAAAUACUUUCAAUAAAAGAAGAAACUCAAAAGCAAUACGAGGACUGUUUAGAGAGAUAAAAAGUCG
Messenger RNA from Drosophila gunungcola (fruit fly), 2396 nucleotides. RefSeq names its product pre-mRNA 3'-end-processing factor FIP1 (gene Fip1). Gene Ontology annotation, molecular function: RNA binding. Lineage: Eukaryota; Metazoa; Arthropoda; Insecta; Diptera; Drosophilidae. The record is from RefSeq and is a predicted model, not a curated record. The transcript is spliced from 4 exons. The coding region runs from base 116 to 2242 and encodes 708 amino acids. Gene Ontology annotation, cellular component: mRNA cleavage and polyadenylation specificity factor complex.